Messenger RNA from Striga asiatica, 471 nucleotides. The record is from the annotation of a GenBank genome assembly. NCBI's taxonomy places the organism in Eukaryota, Viridiplantae, Streptophyta, Magnoliopsida, Lamiales, Orobanchaceae.
AUGUCCAGAACCUUUUUUUUGCUGGCCGAUGAGUCAAUAUCGACUCCAAAGAAGUCGAAUACCAAAGCUGAACCAUGUAAACCUUGCAAUCGUAAGGAGAUCUCAAUUAGUGAACCGAACAAUGUUAAACCAGCUACAGUUACUGCACAAACUUCUCAAAAAGCAGAUACAAGUGGUGUGCAAAAGGCUGAGAUUUUGAUUCGUUUUCCUAAGGGGGAUAAGAGGGAACACGGCUUCUUGUGCACAGACAAGGCACUUCUUCUUCUCAUGACCUUCUCCCCCCACAACUUCCUUCCUAUAAUCCUCGAGAUUACAUUCAGCCACAUCCAAAAGCAUGUACGCAAUCCACGUGUCCUUUUCUACCGCCGUUUGCAAGUGCACCACCUGAAGAUGGCGACGCUCCUCGUUAUAAACCACAUCGUUCUCCAUAAAACGCCGUACUUCGUACCUGAAAUCCCGAGCGAACGAUGA